AUGGCAACCACUCAAAUGUUUAGUGUCAGUAGCACUGCCGUCCUUCUUGCACCCAAGAGCUCGCUAGGAGUCCCUAGUUUCCAAGGCCUUGCUGGAACCAAGUCCUUGACAUCGUCACCGAAACUGGUGGUUUCCAGGGCUGUUAACAGCAGACGGAAAGCAACACGGACACUUGUUGUGGCAGAUUCUGAUUACAGCGGAGGCGGAUUCUUUCCUGGCUUCAUUCUAGGCGGUGUUGUAUUCGGCGCCCUCGGCUACCUGUUCGCACCUCAGAUCUCGAAGGCCAUACUCGGGAUAAACGAGGAGGGUUCCGCGCCGAAACUUCCGAAGUGGAUAAGCGAGAGUGAUAGCCUUGAGGAGAAGCGGAGGAAAAUGAAUGAAAAGCUUGCCGAGCUGAACCGAGCGAUUGACAAGACGUCGGCAGAGCUGAAGGGGAGUGACUUCGCCGAAGCUCCUACCAAUAGGCGCACUCCAAACGUCGAUCACAUCGAGGCCAUCUAG
This is a messenger RNA of Closterium sp. Yama58-4, 501 nucleotides long. Lineage: Eukaryota; Viridiplantae; Streptophyta; Zygnematophyceae; Desmidiales; Closteriaceae. The record is from the annotation of a GenBank genome assembly.